Messenger RNA from Letharia columbiana, 1599 nucleotides. RefSeq lists its product as uncharacterized. The transcript is spliced from 3 exons. NCBI's taxonomy places the organism in Eukaryota, Fungi, Ascomycota, Lecanoromycetes, Lecanorales, Parmeliaceae. The record is from RefSeq and is a predicted model, not a curated record. Bases 1 to 1599 code for a protein of 532 amino acids.
AUGCAUGCAGUACUAUUUCUGCUCACCAUUGCUUUGACCUUGUUCUCUUCGGAUGACAAGGCAACAAAGACUGGCUUUGAGAAACAGCCGGCUCCACAAAGCAAAGUCAUGAAAGUCAGAGAACACUCUCCGGCUAGUCUCAUGCAGAAGUUUGCAGGUAUGGAUACCCGCGUAAAGAACUUCAUCUUCAAGAAGACCGUUGGUCUACUGGAGGCCUGGCAAGGAAGGCCGCCACCAAAGGCCUCAGGUGACAUUGAGAGCGGACUAUUGAAUGCUACAAAAUCUCCGCCAACUAACAAUAAAUCCCAAGACAGCCCAGACCGCGAUAGAAGCGAAGAUAUAACGGGAAAUGUAGGAGGCAACAAUACGUACCCUCAGGGUACUCCCCCAACAUCAACUAGACCCAUCGACCUAAGUCUCAACCAGCAACCACAGUUUACUGAAGGCCCAGCUCGAUUCGUCGUUGUCAAUGAUGGUUCAAAGGACUGUCUGGCUCUACUAGUCACGGAAGUCUUUGUCGCAAAAUCUCGUGAUCUUUACGAAGACAGUCAUCACUUGUCGGGCAAACAAGGACCGCUUCAACAAGUACGGCGAGAUGCUCGCAAUGCCGAAGCCUAUAUGAGUCUUGUCAGAGAAUCCCUGGAGAUGGCGCAGAAUCAAGAACAAGCCGACGAGCUCGGAGAACUCUCCCAGAAGAGAGAAACUGAGUUGAUCGAGGCUCGUCAGCGAAAGAAGCCUCUCACACCGUUCAUAGAGGCCGACAGCGAGGAGGAUGAGAAUUCCAACGAAAUCUACAAUCAACCACCCAACGAAAAUGCCAACAAUGAAAACGAGGUCCAGAAUACAGUACGCGGUGCAGACGUUUCUAGGCAGCAGCCAGUGGUUUUGGCAAUCGACGCAGAAGUUCCAGCCAGCUCAGACGAAGUUCCAGCUGAUGAGGAUUCUGUUCGUCAAGCGGCUUGGGAGGAUUACAAUGACAAAUUAGAGACCUUCCACAAAGUUCAAGACAUAUUUGAUGAUCGACAGCAAGCGUACGAGACGAACUUGGCAAAGUUUCAGGAUGGCAUCAAAACAGGUAUUUACAACAUGUCUCGCAGCGAAUUUGAUCGCAACAGGGUCCGGCAUGGCCAGAAAAUCACUCGAGCCUUGAUCGAUGCCGAGGAAGCCUUCGAUGGCGCAAAAGCAUACGCUCAGGCUGUCGGUGCAACUGGAUCCGACUAUGAGCAGACGAAUUACUUUGGCAAUUAUGAGGAAAGCAUGCCGGAGAAUCAAAUGGCUUUGUACAAUGCUUCGAAGGACUUCAGCGACAUCUAUACUUGGAUGGCCAGUGUUCCCGAGACGGGUGAUCCGGAAGAGUUCGAACCAGUCGACGUUGAUGAUUGGGAUUCAAAGGAAGUCGACCAGACGGACAGCAUCAGCCAGAUAGACUUCGAGGAAUAUCGCAAGCCGAUCGACCAGUGGCAGUACGAAUGUGCUCUCGCUCGCGGUGACGGCCCGGAGGAGUAUUAUUUAGGACCUGUAAAUAUAGAAUUCCUGGAGCGUCGGCACUCAGUUUCGCUAAGCCGUUCUAACGUUGGCGAAUCGGACGUGGGUAUAUAG